Messenger RNA from Cydia pomonella (codling moth), 2841 nucleotides. Its product is annotated as putative aminopeptidase W07G4.4. Gene Ontology annotation, biological process: proteolysis. NCBI's taxonomy places the organism in Eukaryota, Metazoa, Arthropoda, Insecta, Lepidoptera, Tortricidae. Gene Ontology annotation, cellular component: cytoplasm. Gene Ontology annotation, molecular function: manganese ion binding; metalloaminopeptidase activity. The record is from RefSeq and is a predicted model, not a curated record.
GGGGGUCACGUGAUGACUGACGGGGGUCAAGUGAUGAUUUCUAUAGAAAACGAAGUGUCGGACGCCUCGGCCUGGACCCGGACGGUUCUAGCGUAUGUCGCCACGUGGUCCGUUACCGUGCGUUCCGGAUCCGUCCCGAGCGCGUCACGGAUCGUGUCAGUGGCGCCAUCUGUCCGUCGGGAAUACUCAGUCGUUAACAAUGCGUUUGCGCAGCGAUCUAGAUUGUUUUGUUCCAAAAUGGGCACGGAGCAGAAAGUGCACAACGUUCCAGUUUCCCUCAUCACGGAGAUUAACAGCAGCAACUACGAUGCCUUAGUGGUGAUCACCGUGCCCGGGACACCUCCUCCCCAGGCCUUGGAGGACUUCAUAGCAGCAGCCGUGCAGACGGACAAGGGUCUAGAGAAGAAACCAGGCGUGCUGCACUGCACUCGUGUGUCCGGCAACAGGCUUGUUCUGUCGCCCACUGGACCCCUCACACCGUACGAUGACGUCAGGUCUGUGUACGAGGCCGCGCUGGGCGGGCUGCGGCGCGCGGCGGAGGCGGGCGCGCGGCGGCCCGCGCUGGCGCUGCCGGGCGCCGCCGCGUGGCCCAGGGCUCCGCUCGUGGCCCUGCUCGGGGCCCUGGAGGCGCUCUACGUGCCCAUCCAAAUCCGCGAAACGUUCCCAUCGCAAGCGCACUCAAUCAAGUCGCUCGGUGUGUACGGCGAGGGUGUUGCCAACAUCAACAACGUAAUACGUGACGCUUGCGCGCUAGAAGUUGCCAGAGGCGUGUCCCGCGACAUCGGCGGAGCUGACCCCGAGCGCAUGACGCCGCUGCGCGUCGCCGAAUAUGUUCGCGGCGCGUUCGGCCCGAGCGUGCGCGUUCGCGUCGAGGACGAUCCGACCAAGUUGGCCAAGAACUACCCGCUGUUUGAAGCAGUUAAUAGAGCUGCGAAUCAAGUUCCGAGGCACCGAGGUUGUAUCAUCUUCUUAGACUACGAACCGGAGAGCUAUGAAGAGACGGUGAUGUUGGUCGGCAAGGGUGUGACGUACGACACGGGCGGCUGCGACAUCAAGGCGGGCGGCGUGAUGGCCGGCAUGUCGCGCGACAAGUGCGGCGCGGCGGCUGUCGCCGGCUUCCUCAAGGCUUGUGAACUUCUGAAACCAAACCUCCGCGUGUCAGCAGCGCUCUGCAUGGUUCGUAACUCCGUUGGUUCCGAGGCCUACGUGGCCGACGAGCUGAUCAAGUGUCGGCGAGGACUCGCCGUGCGGGUCGGGAACACGGACGCCGAGGGAAGGAUGGUCAUGGCAGAUGUGCUGGAUGAGAUGCGCGAACGAGCCGAGUCGGCCCGCAAGCCGCACGUGUACACCGUGGCCACGCUGACCGGGCACGCCGUGCGCGCGGUGGGGCCGGCGUACACCAUUGUGAUGGACAACCAUGCUGCCAGAGCUAAGGGCCACGCGGAAGCCUUCCGGGCGUCAGGCGAGAGCGUGGCCGACAUGGUGGAGGUGUCCACCAUCCGGCGCGAGGACCUGGCCUUCCACCGCGGGCUCUGCCCAGGGGACCACGUGCACCAGGCCAACAACCAGCCCUCCACACAGACCAACCGAGGUCACCAGGGUCCGGCCGGCUUCCUGCUGCUGGUGUCGGGGCUGGAGGCGGGCGCAGUGCCCUACUCGCACGUGGACGUGGCGGGCUCGGCCGGCGCCCUGCCGCAUCCCCCCACGGCCGCGCCGCUGCUCGCGCUCGCCGCGCACUACAAGCUGCUCGGCUGCUAGCUGCUCCCUGCUCCCUGCCCCGCCCGCCCACGGCCGCGCCGCUGCUCGCGCUCGCCGCGCACUACAAGCUGCUCGGCUGCUAGCUGCUCCCUGCUCCCUGCCCCGCCCGCCCACGGCCGCGCCGCUGCUCGCGCUCGCCGCGCACUACAAGCUGCUCGGCUGCUAGCUGCUCCCUGCUCCCUGCCCCGCCCGCCCACGGCCGCGCCGCUGCUCGCGCUCGCCGCGCACUACAAGCUGCUCGGCUGCUAGCUGCUCCCUGCUCCCUGCCCCGCCCGCCCACGGCCGCGCCGCUGCUCGCGCUCGCCGCGCACUACAAGCUGCUCGGCUGCUAGCUGCUCCCUGCUCCCUGCCCCGCCCGCCCACGGCCGCGCCGCUGCUCGCGCUCGCCGCGCACUACAAGCUGCUCGGCUGCUAGCUGCUCCCUGCGACCUGCUCCCUGCUCCCUGCUCCCUGCCCGCUCCGAGCGGCUAAACCGAUCAACUGUGCCCACUGUAGCCAGCGGAAAAAUCUGUGGCUACUAAUCUUAGUACACCUUAUAGUAUUCAUACCUACACAAAAUUACCCGACGAUUUCUUAUUUACAGUUUUUUCAAUCCUUAGCCGUAUUUUGAGAGGUGAAUAUGAGAACAACAGUGCUAAGCUACUUUUACUAUGGGACCGACGAAAAAAUUGGCUGUUUUCUACAUUUUGGCUGAUCAGAUUUCAAUGCUUUCUAUGGGAAAGCAAACAUUUCUUUUACGAGUUGUUUCUAUACCCAGUAAAAGUAGUAUGACCUUUAUAUUCACAUUGCAAAGGGUCCGAAAAACACUUCCCAUACAACCGGAUUUAGGGUGAGCUACAAAAGUUGUAAUUUCAUAUGAAACUUUUUAUUUAUACAAUCAGAAAUUCAAACGCUUUAGCGCAACUCAUUCUUUAAUGGCGCAUUCAAAACGUUGCACAUAAAAACAUUUGUCCAGUAGUUGUUAGUCAGUUUUAUACAAAUGAACUAAUGCAUAAUAAGGCAUAAUACUGUUAAGAAGUACAAUAUAUCAUAAUAAUGUUCAUGUAUCUUUUUUAUCUUUUAAUAAAAUGUAUACAGUUUAAA